Messenger RNA from Thermothelomyces thermophilus ATCC 42464, 1035 nucleotides. RefSeq lists its product as uncharacterized. Gene Ontology annotation, biological process: protein phosphorylation. The record is from RefSeq and is a predicted model, not a curated record. Lineage: Eukaryota; Fungi; Ascomycota; Sordariomycetes; Sordariales; Chaetomiaceae. The coding region runs from base 144 to 941 and encodes 265 amino acids. The transcript has a single exon. Gene Ontology annotation, molecular function: protein kinase activity; ATP binding.
UGCGGAUUUUGUUAGCCAACCAAACGUGUUUGCGGCACUUCAACACUUCAAUUCGACACUUCCACUUCAUGUUUUUCGAACCUGCACUCAACUGGCCGCAACAAGUUCGUCAUCGGUCAAAGUCUCAAUUCUUGCUAAUGAACAUGGCCGUGCCCGAGGACAAGCGCUGGCCACCAGUUCCACCAGACGUCGACAGGAGCACGAUUGAAGUCGAGACGCCUGAACUCUCGAUCACAGGGAACAGCAUGCUCUACAGAGUCAAAGGGCACCCCGGCAUAGUCUACAAGGCCAGAGCUGAGCUUCGAGAAUACGAACUCCAGAAGGCGGCUGGCGAUUGCGCAAUUCCGGUCCGGGGAAGAGUCAUGCUCAAGUCAGCAUCCGACGGCGAAAUUGAUUGCAUGGGCUUCCUGAUGGAUCUCGCAACUCCGAUCACCGUUCCGACGGGCCCGGCCCCGCCCUCGGCCCCGGUCCUGCCGCCAUCUCGACGCCAUGACAUCAUGCACCAGAUGAUUCGGCUCGUGCAGCGCUUGCAUGCCAAACGCAUCGUGCACGGAGACGUGAAGCUGGAGAACAUGCUUCUCGACAACCAAGGCAAACUCCGGCUUUGUGAUUUCGCCGAGGGGCGGUACGUGGACGAGGACGAGAGCGUCUGGGAGGGGAGUUCAACCUGGCAUUACGAGUCUCCAAAUAGGCUUCUGAGGGGGGAACGGAUGGGAAGGGACCCGGCACCACCUACAAUCGAGGAUGACUUGUAUGGCCUCGGUCUGAGCAUCUGGCACUUGUAUACUGGCAAGAUGCCACAUGAGGAUAUGGCUGGCGAUGACGUGGGUCUGAAAGAGAGACAACGGAAGGGAGAGACAGUCGAUGUGGCCAAGGUAGAUGAUCCGGAAGCUCGUGAGAUCAUCAGAGGCCUUCUUCGCCAAGGAGGAGCUCGGAUUUAGUCCAUGCAAUUGGUAGAUUGUAAGGUAAGGACUUCUAGUUUGCAUCAGGGUUAGUUAAUAGAGUUGAUAUUAGUUACGCACCUGACACCUGUUC